This is a messenger RNA of Cladophialophora psammophila CBS 110553, 1269 nucleotides long. RefSeq lists its product as uncharacterized. Lineage: Eukaryota; Fungi; Ascomycota; Eurotiomycetes; Chaetothyriales; Herpotrichiellaceae. The record is from RefSeq and is a predicted model, not a curated record. The coding region runs from base 1 to 1269 and encodes 422 amino acids. Gene Ontology annotation, molecular function: uroporphyrinogen-III synthase activity. Gene Ontology annotation, biological process: uroporphyrinogen III biosynthetic process. The transcript is spliced from 2 exons.
AUGACGAGUCCACUGACCAUCCCCACGCUCCUGCUUAAAACGCGGUCUCACCCACAUGAUGCUUACGAGGAAUACUUCGCCGCCUCCUGCAGCAACGGCGGCGGUGGCGAUGCUACGGCCUCCACCACCAAGAACACGGAUAGUCCUAGUCCCGUCUUCCUGCCCGAGUUCGUGCCCGUGCUAGACCAUCGAGCCAACACCCAGAAUCUGAGCACACUCGAGGACCUGCUGAAGAGGGGGAGGCUGAGUGCGCAAUAUGGUGGGAUGGUCUUCACUAGUCAGAGGGCGGUCGAGGCGUGGGCCGACGUGGUCAAGAGAGUCGAGCGAGGGGCCGAGCAACAGGGGGGCACGGACGGUGUUGGACAAGGAGGAGUGAGUGCGUACACUCCGGAUUUGGACACUGGAGUGACGCAGACGUCCGAUCCCACAGCAGACCAUGGCGGUGCUGCGAGGGAUCUCUUCGACGAUGACUUUGCGUUCCCCCUGUACACCGUUGGACCUGCCACCUCGCGGGCAUUAAACGCCCUCGUCGCCGAAUCUUCGUCCUCAAAGUCUUCGCCCUUCUCUCGCCUGCGGCCUUCCGUGCUGGGCGAAUCCACAGGCAACGGUGACAAACUAGCACAAUACAUCCUCUCGCACUACAACGCCCUGCAUUCGCGGAAAAUGUAUACCUUCUACGACGCGCCGCGACUGCCAUUCGCGCCCCUUCUCGGGCCGGCGAGGGGAGAACGGGUCGACAGAGAUGACGCGAGACUGCAAAAGAAGCCUUUGCUCUUCCUUGUCGGUGAACAGAGAAGGGAUGUCAUACCGAAGACUCUGAUGGAUCACGAAGGUAAGUUGGCGCCGGAGGAGAGGAUCCAGGUGGACGAGGUCGAAGUCUACACCACCGUGGUCAUGGAAUCUUUUCAAGAUGACUUUCGAAGGCGGAUCAAGUCGUUCAAGGACGACGGGGUCAAUGUGGCCGUGGUGGUCGUCUUUAGUCCUCAGGGUUGCGAAUCCAUGCUUCAAUCCCUAGACUAUAUCGAUGAAAGCAAAGCGUUGACCGAACGUGCGAGGACAACAAGGUGGGAGAACUUCAGAAAAAACGAUGGCGAUGUAUCUGCAUCAGACGCGCAGACCAGGUACAUCAUUGUGACCAUCGGUCCUACGACGCGCGACCAUCUCAGAAACAAGUAUAGCUUCGACCCUGACGUGUGUGCUGCCAAACCGAGCCCCGAAGGCGUAGGUCAGGGCCUCGUUCAGUUCUUCAGGGAGAAAGAGUUGAGAUAG